UUAAGGCCUAAAACAAGCCCUCUAGGGUCUCUAGGUCAGUGCUCACACCGAAAGCGAGAGAGCGCAAAAGUGACAGUCUGAGAGAGCCCUUCCAGAUUGCAACGUGUGCGGCUGUGUGUGAGUACGUGUGUGAGUACGUGUAUGGAGGGAGCCAGCCAGCUAGCUAGCCAGUUAGUCAGGAAGUAAUUCGGGCCGCCAUCCAUCCAUCCAUCCAUCCAUCCAUCCAUCCAUCCAUCCAUCAAGUGGCGGCGGUGGGAGUGGGAGUGGGAGUGGCCAUGAAUGAGACCAAACUGGCCGAGAUUGAGCGGUUCUGGUCGCGCGGUAAGUUGGCCCGCGUCAGCACCGAACUCACCAAGAUCCUCCGUGACAUGGGACAAGACCCACAAGACCCUACGACCGACCGGGCCACAUCCCACCUGGCCACGCCCCCAGCCACUCCCGAGGACUGUCGGCACGCCCGGCAGGUGGCUCUGCUGGUGUUGCAAUUGUGUCAUUGUCACCUAGUCCAGCAGCAAUUUGACGUGGCCUUGACGCUGCUCCGGCAGCUGAAUGCGGGCAUCACGCUCAGGCUGGUGGAGCAGCCCUGGUUUGAAAGGCUGUAUGGCCUCUACUUGGCCGUCUACUGCCUGGGCCAGGGCGAAUGGGACCUGGCUCUCUUCUUGUCCCUCCACUUCAAUGCCCAGGCCGACCCGCACCCCAUGGAUAAACCUGACGCCAACGCCACCCCCACCCCCAGCCGCCCUUCCUAUGAUGAUCCGCAGGUGAAAAGUCUAUGGAAUAACUCGGGCCACCUCUUGCUGUCACUGGGGCAGAGUGUGGUGCGAUGGCAUCCGGAGGUGAUUCCGCACGUCCGCUGUAUGACCGCGGCUCAGGCCCAAGCUCGUCUCCAACAGUUGCUUCAACCCCAAGACUCCGAGCCUAAUCCCCGCCCUACUCCGCCUCGUUUGACCGUGGACCCUCGUCGUAUCCUCCAAACCUACGUGACGCCGGAUUCUCAGACCCCGCAUGUCAGCCGGGCUCGAGUGGCUCUAAAUUUGAAGAAAUACUCGCUGGCCAUCGUCAACUUGAAUCAGAUGUUGACAUCGUGCCCACCCGCUCAAGUGGGGCCCAUUCACUACAUGAUGGGCCAUUGUCACGAGGCCCAGGGCGAGUUCGAUCUAGGCCAAUUGGCCUUUCAGAAUUGUUUCCAAACCUGCCCGGGCUUAGCCGCUUUUGGGCUAGCCCGGAUCGGAUGGGCUAAAUCCAAAUUUGAAGAAAGCCACGCGACCCUAAUGAAGCAUGUCGUGUUCAACGAGACUGACAUCACGAUGUGCCAAUGGCCGGAGAACUUGAAAGAUCUGUUUGAAGAGAGUGACCGAGAUACUUUUCAUCAACUGGUCAAGCGGUUACUCACCCAAUUGGAGGAGGCGUUGGAAAAAGAGCGCCAGCGAGUGACUUGCGCUUCCAAUUUAUGUCCUCACCGCUCCAAAAAUGGUCGGUCCAUAACCAACCCGGAUAUCAAUCUUCAAUUAGAUCACGUGGUCAUUGACUGUACGCAGGGGUGCAGCUUAGCGUUUCAUGGCGAAUGCGCGCCAUCUGAUACCCCGUUCAAUUUCUCGUGUCCCUCGCAGUCAUUGGAGUGUCCCGGUGAAAUGAAAGCCUUUUGGAUUCGACCGGAAGGCCGAGACAAGUUGCCCGAAUUGAAAGCGGCCAAUGUCAUCCCAAAUAAGUGCUUAGUGGCUACGCAGAGUAAUGCUUCCGCGGAGAUUGUUCACGAAUCUGAUGUGAACACGCCAUCGGCGAUCCCGAAGAAACCCAAGAAGAAGCCCUCUGCUAAGGCGUUAGCGAACCCUCCCCAAAGAAAAAAGACUGAGGUUCCUCAUGGGUUCAAUGAUAAAGUGGCUUUUUACAGGAAAGAGACCAAACCUGUCUCAAUUGCACAAAUCUUAAUUCAGAAUGGUGUGAUUCAGAUCGACAAUCUUAUAACUUCAUCCGAAAAUAUUUACAAAUGUAUGAAGGAACACCUAUGGCAGCCAGGGAAUCAUCAUCUAGAACACGUCCAAGAAACUAAUGGGAUCGAGUACCAGUCCGAGAAAGAGAUGACCUAUCAUCUCUACCAAUGCUUGAAACGCUCGAAUCAAUUGCUUGCUGGGAUGCGGAAUCAAUCGCGGAAAGAACAUGUCUUACUUGCGGAUGUAAUGAGUGGCUUUGAGUUGUGCGUUGAAGCCGUCGUAAAUCAUCGUAAAUUUAACCCGGGUACACAUGAAAAACUCGACCGAUUUUCGAGCUUGCUUCGAGCCUAUUGCCAAGAAACAUUUCCCAAUUACCCCAAUAUCAUUGAACCUCGAAAAAUGCAACUGCGCCAGGUUUUAGGCCUCCUUCCCGAAGAUCAAGCGAUAGAAGACGUGAGUGUACCACCAUCACAAGUUCAUGCCACUCCAGCGACACUUGUACCUGAAAUUCCGCAAGGCAUCAUCGAUUCGGCGGCUUUCGUGAUACCGUCUGACCAGGACUUGGAAAUCAAUAGAUUGCAUCGACAUUACCCGGAUAUGGAUAUAGGCGAACUCCUAAUGUUGAUUGAAGAUACGAGGCAGUUCCACCAAGGAUCUGUGACCGAGGAGGUCUUACACGAGGCCAUCGAAGAAUUUCGCCGUGUUGAAGGUUAUCCCGUUUCGGGCUCGAUGGAAAACAACUCCCAGAGCCAACACGCUGGGGAAAAAUUGGCCCCCAAUAUUGCGCAUCCGAGCACGAAUCAGAUGGAUGGUGCUGUUCACGACGUCUUAUCAAAGUUGUUGCUAAAUAUUUCCUCCUAUCAACCUCAAGUUGAUGUGGAAGACAUUAAUGCAGAGGAUUGCACAGUCUGCCUUGAGACUUUAGGUAUGACUGAUUUGGAAACCUUGCAGCCAUGUCAACAUCGUUUUCAUCGAAAGUGUAUCCGAGAUUGGCUUUCGCAGCAGAGAGAUUGUCCUCUCUGUCGCAAUCAUAUUCUCUUGGAUGAAGAUUUCCCGAAGCUACAAACCCAAGAUUAGGCGAUUCUCUCUCGAUUUGCCUUGAUCGAAAUAUCAAAGGGAUGAAGUUUGGCGAUUGCCUCUAUCAGAAUGAGGGCUUUGAAGGCGUUUGCUUACGUUCUUGAGAUGCUCUCGACAGUUUCAUUCCGAUAUGUGAUAGUUUGCCGAAAGGAAGCACACAUAAGAUUAUGUUAAACAUGUUUUCCAGGAAAUAACUUGACGAACAGAGUCCACUCGCUUGUCUUCGGGACAUUGUAACCAUGAUCAUUGUCAGCGUAAUAGUAAAGGACUCGCAAUAUAUUGGAAUAUUUUA
Molecule: messenger RNA, 3300 nt
Organism: Tigriopus californicus
Lineage: Eukaryota; Metazoa; Arthropoda; Copepoda; Harpacticoida; Harpacticidae
Exons: 5
Coding region: 276-3008 (910 amino acids)
Molecular function (GO): protein binding
Source: RefSeq, a predicted model, not a curated record